GAAAAAAAAAAUAUAUGUAUUUUCUACAUAUUAAUAGACUCUAAAAUCGAUUAAAUAUUAAGCCUUUGAAACCCCUAAAUUUCCAAAAUUUUGAAUGCUAAAAUCUAUAACUAACGUUGCAGUUCCCAGAUAUUAAGACAUCAGAUUCCAUCGCCAUACCCAGUAGUGGUGAUGAUGACGAUGAUGAGAAAGAGGAGGAGGAGGAUAAUCGUCAGGGAGAUGCUCCUCAUGCCAUGGAGACGGUUAGCACAGAUUCGAUCUCUGAUGAAGCUGGAACAAGGUUAAAGGUCAAGACCAAGAGCAGGCCAAAAUGCAAGGCUACUGAAACUAAAGAAUCUGAGGUGCUCGGCAAGUUACUGACCCGUGCCGAUGAAUUGGCCAAAAUCCGCAAAGAAAUGUCUCCACACGAGCAGCAGGAUGAGACGUACAUGGGGUAUAUGAAAACACAGAUACAACUUAUCCCAUGUGAAAACUGGUACCAGUUUACAAUAGACAACAUGAGGCUGGUACAAUCGUACGUGGUCAGACACUCUGCAUCAACAGGCCAUCAUGCAGCACCUAACCAGUCCGAAUUAUAUACUCAGAGUUCUUCUCAAGGUUACCGGAUUUUUCCGUCACAUCGCUACUCCCAACUCUCCACUCCCACGUUUAUGUCGCCUCUGUUGAGUGUGUCUGGAGACGCCGAACAUCAGAAACCCUACAUGCAAUCCUCCUAUCGCAGUUACCCGACCGGCACCCAAAAUUGCUGUCUAUCGCCAACUCCUACGUUUGGAAGUUUACCGACCCAGGGGGAGGUACAUAUCUAUAGAAACACCGAGCUCGGGUGGAUUCUUGGCUUCAUAUACGACCACUAUGCCCAUUGACGUCGAGUCUACAGAAGACAUAUCCCCCACUUCAAAUUUGAGCCGAGCAAAUAAAAUCAAACACCAAUUUAGAGUAAAUUUUGGCAACUACAUUUAGAUCAAAGACCUUUUGUAUACUUACAACAUUAAAAUAUGAUAAAAAGUUGUGAAUGAUACAUAUCUGUUGCUUAUACCACAUUCCUAUUGCAUGAGUUACAAUUUUUGGGUAGUUCUUUUAUAGUAUGACAUGGAUAUUGAGAAACAUUUACAAAAAGAUGGUGUUGAUUACAUUAUACAUUGUUAAAUAUGUUACAUUUACCAUGUUUUUAAACAAAUAU
Messenger RNA from Anneissia japonica, 1180 nucleotides. RefSeq lists its product as uncharacterized. The transcript has 2 exons. The record is from RefSeq and is a predicted model, not a curated record. The coding region runs from base 234 to 863 and encodes 209 amino acids. Lineage: Eukaryota; Metazoa; Echinodermata; Crinoidea; Comatulida; Comatulidae.